Messenger RNA from Coregonus sp. 'balchen', 5623 nucleotides. The record is from the annotation of a GenBank genome assembly. Lineage: Eukaryota; Metazoa; Chordata; Actinopteri; Salmoniformes; Salmonidae.
AUGGUGAGGAUGAGCACGGGUCACAUGGAGGGGGACCUGCAGCCUCUCUACCUGCUGCUGACUGACUGUUACAUCUACCUGCUGAGGAAAGGUGAGCGUUUACUGCUCACCACGCUCUCAGAUAAGGCUGAACGAUUUUGGAAAAUAAUCUAAUUGCGAUUUUUUGCCCCCAAUAUUGCGAUUGCGAUUUAAUAUGCGAUUUAAUUUAUUUAUCCUUUUUCCCCUACAAAACAUAAUGAAUGAUUUAAAUAUGACCAACACAAUAGUAUAUACAUUUAGUGUGAAAUGUUCUUUCCCAUAGGCUGGGUCUAUUUGUUAGAAUUAAAUUCAAACAUGUAUGACUUGAAAUAAAUGACAUUUUUAUUGAACUGCUCAUUACAGAAACAUCUGUGGCUUUGCCACUGUGCAUUUAAAUAAUUUAAACAAAGGCAUGAACUUUGUAAACACUGUGUGCAAAAGGUACAGUCUUAAGAAAAAAAUAAUUUUAAAUUGUAUGUAUCUUACUGCUCCCAAGUCAGUAACAUUUCACACAACUGAAACAAGGAAUUUGCUUUGAAAAUAUUUUGUAAAAUCAAAGUAAAUAAAGUUAUAAAUAAAAAAUGAGAAAUGCACUUUUAAUUUAGACAAACUAUUUUUUAUAAACGAUUUGAAUAUUAUAAUAUAAAAUAGAUGAGCCUCACUUAUCUCAAGUACACAACAAUAACACACCACACAGACUAAAGUUCACUACGAGUAUGGCACUGCCAGCCAUACUUAUCCAACAGUUCUGUUCUCAGUGGCUCACAGGUUUUUUGCUAAGAAAACCAGAAUAUUGACUUUUUCUGGCUUCAAGGCUGAGCGAGUGCAAGUCACAAUAUUCCCUCCUGUGCUAAAAAGACGCUCUGAGGGAGCGCUUGUAGCAGGUACACAAAGAUACCUGCUACUUGUCUCCUGAGUGGCGCAGUGGUCUAAGGCACUGCAUCGCAGUGCUAACUGUGUCACUAGAGAUCCUGGUUCGAAUCCAGGCUCUGUCGCAGCCGGCCGCGACCGGGAGACUCAUGGGCGGCGCACAAUUGGCCCAGCGUCGUCCAGGGUAGGGGAGGGAAUGGCCGGCAGGGAUGUAGCUCAGUUGAUAGAGCAUGGCGUUUGCAACGCCAGGGUUGUGGGUUCGAUUCCCACAGGGGGCCAGUAUAAAAAAAAAUAUAUAUAUAUAUAUGUAAGUCGCUCUGGAUAAGAGCGUCUGCUAAAUGACUGUAAUGUAAUGUAAUGUAAUGUAAGAUACUUGCGUGCCAUGGUGCACAACUGUGGGUAGCUGAUCUUGUGCACCCUCCACCAAGCCAAUGGAUCAUCUUCUCCAUCAAUGGUAGGAGUCGUCAGGUAAUUGUUUAUCUCUGCCUCUGCGACAUCUUCAAGAUUUACAGGCAAAGAAGGAGAGGCUGAACUGGUCUUGAAAAAAACUGCCAAGAGACCUCUUCGUCUUUUCCCCCAAGGACUGUGCACUUUGAGGCAUCUGAACAGUUUCAGUACGAGACCUCUUCUCCUAUUAGAUGAAAACAACAGCCAUUAGUUUUCCAGUUAGAUUUUACAGAAAAUUUUUGUUUUUGUGAAAUACAUAAUUAUUUACCCAAUGAUAUGUACGUUGUGCCAAGUCUACUAUCUCUGUCUUCAGACGAGUCUUGAUAGCAGGGAUGUUGUCUGUACUGAUGUACUGUAUUUUGAACCUAGGGUCCAGGAAACAGGCAACAUCCAAAAGCUCCUGGAUGUUUGGGUCUCCAUAUUUGUUAUUGAGGUAUGCUAGGACUUUGGUUUUUAUUGAUUUAGUCAGGUCAGUGUCCUCAGCAUCUUCAGCCAGGACUGAUGUGGCAAAAAGGUGGAGAACUGGCUUGAGGUAGGAGAUGCUUACAUACUCCUCUCCAGAAAGAGCAUCAGUAAACUCCAGUAGAGGAUGCAGUGCCUUGUGAAUCGACUCCAACACGUCAAUAUCCUGCCAGGUUGGGAUAAGGGAGCGUGCAUAUCGAUCUCCAGACAAUACCUGAGAAAUGGCUUUGGCCUGUUCAAGCACUCUGGCAAUCAUCAUUUCUUUAGAACCCCAUCUUGUUGGGCACUCCGUUAUGAGGUUGUGCUCAGGGAGUUUGAGCUCUCUCUGUGCCUCCGUCAGGGCUGCUUUCUUCUUCCAACUGUGGGAAAAGUGCCCCACCAGCUUCCUGCACAGUGCUGUUGCCCUUGACACUCUGUCAUCUUUGAGUGCAUUUUCUAAAAGAAAUAAAAAGUAGUGUAUUACACACAAUUUGAGUUUUGAUACAAGGCUCUCACUAUUACACACUCAAAUUAGCUGUAAUUCUGAAAUACACACAUCCACAACACAUCCUCUCUCUCUCUCUCAAUUCAAAGGGUCUUUAUUUGCAUGUCAAUUCUCUCUCUCUUUCUCUCUCUCUCUCUCUCAUAAACACUAAAAAAACAUGUAAAAAACAAAAACAAGAAAAGAAAAAAAAUGCAGGUGGGCAUUCCACCACAGACAGACAUAUGAUAUAAGCAAGUAAAAUGAAUUUACAUAUUAGAAAAGGAGUGGAAGUAUGAAUUUAUUUAAUCCCAUCCGAUUUAUAUAAUAUCAUUUAUAUAUAUUUGUAUAUUCAGCUUUACUAAUCGACGCAUCUCUCUCUCUCGCACUCGCGCGCACACACACACACACACACACACACACACAAACACACACACACACACACACACACACACACACACACACACACACACACACACACACGAUAACUUACCAAUGGCAAGAUGUAAUCUGUGGCCAAAACAUUGGAGCCUCGUCCAUUCAUUAAGCCGCGCAGCAAGCACCAUAUUCGACGCGUUGUCCGUCGUGAUGCAGACGUGAUUCUCCUCGUGGAGAUCCCAGCUGACAAGCCCUUCUCUCAGGCCGGCUGCAAUAUUUUCCCCUGUGUGAUCGUCUGGGAAGUAGGUAGUUUGUAGGCAGCGAGCUCGGAGGUUGAAAUCUUCAUCAAUAAAAUGGACUGUAAGACUCUGGUACGGCUCAGCUGUGCGGCUUGACCACAUAUCAGUAGUGCUAGCAAAAAACUCCACCGUUUUAAGUUCCGCGGCGACUUUCUCUUUGCACUUUUUGUACAGCUCCGGUAUGGCAGUCUGACUGAAGUAUGUGCGGGAGGGUAUACUGUAACGUUUAUCAAGCGUAUGUAUUAAUGCCAUGAACCCAGGCUUGGUCACCGUGCUGAGAGGCAUCAUAUCUUUGGCUAUGAACUCGGUUAUUGUCCGAGUGAUUUCUCCGUGCCGUUUUGAAUUACGUUCAUACGGAGUGACACUUUCGAACAUUUCUGUCAGUGAUCCCUGUCUUGAGGUAUUUGGCUUGUCUCGCGCACUGAUGCUCGGCAUUUUGGUCAUACAACUGUCAUGCAUUGAUUUGUGGUACUUUUUUAAGUGCUGAAACAGGUUUGUAGUGUUACCCCGUGAAGUAGCAAUCGGAGCACGGCAUGCUCUGCACAACACCUGACGCUGCUCAGCAUCUUCUUUUUUAAAACCAAAAUAGUUCCACACCACCGACGUGCUGUUCCUCUUCGAUAUUAAAGUAUCAGCUGUGUCAGUUUCUGACUGUUCCGUCGAGCAAGAGGCCAUUGCGCUGGACAGCAUGAAAAGUCGCGUCACGUGACCACCUCAAAUCGCGCACGUUGCGAUUAGAAAAUCGCGUUCAGUCAAAUCGCGAUAUUAUCGCGAAUGCAAUUAAUCGUUCAGCCCUACUCUCAGAUACUCUUUAUUUCUGUAUCUCUCUAAUGGUGGGUCCCGUGUGGCUCAGUAGGUAGAGCAUGGUGCUUGCAAUGCCAGGUUUGUGGGUUCAAUUCCCACAGUGGGACCAGUACAAAAAUGUAUGCACUCUCUACUUACUGUAAGUCUCUGUAAGUAUUAGAUUUACAUUUGGUGAUGGCUUUUGACUUUGCUUGUCAUGCUGUGUCUCUCGCUCUUUCAGGUGCUGCGGAAAAACCCUAUACAGUAGAGGAUGCCAUCUUUUACAAUGAGUUGGACUAUGUAUCUGUGAGUUGUCUAUACUGCUGGGCUAUCUUGUCUAGUGAUUGUCAUUGUUGUUUCUUGUAAUGUCACAUAGUUGUAUUUUCUGCAAGGGCGCUAUAGUUUUUCUUCAAGGUUAGCUUGAAGGUUGUCUUGGUCAAUGUUUAGCUUCAGGGUAAUGCUAGAUCCUUAAAUCACAAGGUUCAUGAGGUUAGAUGGUUCAUGAGUUUACUAGGUUCAGGUCGUUCUAGUCGUUGUUUAUGUGAAUUCCAACAUGGCCAACAAUCACGCAACCAAUUUGAAAGCCAUUGUCUCUGUGACUGUCUGUCAUUCAACUUCAACAUGUUCAAAAACAAAUUGUCGGUCUUAUAUGGACAAAUGUGUAGCGGCUGCAAUUUAACAAAGUAAAAGCCCAAUUCUUAUUUUAUGGAUUACAGUUAUGGAAUUGAUUUUCCAAAUAGUGUGGAUGCCACCAUAUAAUUUUAGGCUAUGAAGCACUUUGGGCUGUAUAAUGGAAGUGCAUGAAAGAAGCCUUAACAAUUUAAAAGUUGGCUUUUAUAUAGCACAUUUGCUUCAAGACCAUCACCUAAAAAGCUGAUUGACAGAAGAAGGAAAACAACAAGAAGGAAGAGUUAUUGUCAAUGUCCAGUCCGCUCAGUUGUGCUGUGAUAUUGUCCCUGUCCGUCUCUCAGGUGGGCGUGGACCAGCAGACGAUCAUGCUGGUCUGCACCAACAGACGACGCCAGUUUCUCCUGGACACAGCCGACUCCUCGUUGACUAUGUGAGUGCUUCCUCUCCUCUGCCCUGCUCUCCUUCUCCCUGGCGGCAUCUCCAUAGUCUAAAGUGGCAUCUUCUCCCAUUUCCUUUCCUCCAUCUGCUCUGACACUAAAGUGCUGGACCGGGAAAGCAAGUUCCUAGUUGGCAUGCUCUCACGUAGCUCAUGUUUUCAUAUCAGAAUGGAUGAAGGAGAGGAGACCAGUAGAAGAAGUCACUCUUUAUCCCUCCCUCUCUUUUCUAAUCCAGCAUGCUCUCUUUUUCUUUAUCUCUCGAUCCUCCAGCUGGUUCCUGGCAGCCCUGAAGUCAGCCAUGAUAAAGGGGUGCAGGGAGCCUCCUUACCCCUCAGUGCUGACCGACGCCACCAUGGAGAAACUAGCCCUCACUAAGUUUGUCUCCCAGGAGUCUCAUUGUAAGGUGAGGAACACAGAGAUCUAGCUAGGCCUGCACACUUCCAUAAUUUCUCAGGCGCAGUCAUGUAAAAUGAAAGACAAAUGUCAUGUUGAAAAAUGCCUGGAUACUGAUUUAUGCUAAGAAGUGAAGUAUUAUUUUGAUUGGAAUAAAAUUACAAUAGGCACUUAACCCUCAUCAAUUAUGGAUUACAUCUGAUGGAGUGGUUAUAUGCAUCAGUCAUAGGCAUAGCCAUGACUAGCCGUAGACAUCACUAGCUCAGUCAUAUGUGUUCUACAGUAUAUAUACUCAACACAUGUACAACAAUGAGUAAUAGACAAAUUAUAGAAUUGUUUAUUGACACUGUGUGUCUCUGUAGGUGUCUGAAGUGGUCAUCCGCAUGUAUUCUUUGGUCCACUGGGAGGACCCCAUGGAUGUGACUCUGGCCCCCCAGACAGCCUUG